Sapajus apella (tufted capuchin) is the source of this 4651-nucleotide messenger RNA. RefSeq lists its product as uncharacterized. The record is from RefSeq and is a predicted model, not a curated record. Lineage: Eukaryota; Metazoa; Chordata; Mammalia; Primates; Cebidae. The transcript is spliced from 2 exons. Bases 945 to 1685 code for a protein of 246 amino acids.
UCCUGAUCUUGUGAAGCACCCACCUUGGUAUCCCAAAAUGCUGGGAUUACAAGCGUGAGCCACCGCACCCAGCCUCUCUGCUUUCUCAUUUCUAGUCUUCGUAACCAGUUAGCUCAGUGGUUGUUGUGGAUUAUUCCCUUGAGGUGACACAAAACCUGUUUAUUACCAACAUGUAGUGAUUUUCUUUCCCAUUAAGAUUGGUUACAAAAUAAAGUAUGAAACAUGCCCGACACCCCAGCAGUGAGCGGUUAGCUCAGUUGAUAGUCAUUGUCUGUUGCAUGUCUGACUGGAAAAUUGGAAGGUCAACGUUUGCUGCUUGGUAUCAGUUUAAAAACUGAUGACCUUAGGUAAUGGCAGGGUUCCUUAGUGGUUGCUUGGGUUGCAAGCCUAGACCUGAAGGUUUCUUCUAAACUUUCUCCACGCUCAUUCCUGUAGCAGCUACUGCAGCCAGCCAAGCCUGCGCCCCACCCCUGACUUCCCAUGUGGAGCUGGGUGUGCCAGGUAAAUGUCACAAGGCCAUGCCCGGCGAUGGCCAGCAUCACACGGCCUUCCCUGACCCACCCUUUGGCUCUGUCCCAGCCCUUCUCUAGAAAGAAGUCUCCCACUUCAGGUCACCAGCUGCUCUAGGGGCAGAGGCUACCCCGUUUCAUGGAUGCUAAUAAUAACAAAUAACUAUCUCAGAAGGGAACAUAGGAACUGCAUGAUUUGGCUUUUCUGACGUUGGGGAGAUCAGUGAAGGAUGUCGUGAUGCUUCAGUCACUGACAUUUUUCACAGAACAUUACCCCAAAGUACACAGAAACGAUUCAAAAAAUGUAGACGUCUUUGCCUAGCAGGUCACUGCAGAAGUGCUGGUAACUGAAGAAAGGAAGAGCAGUUCAUGAAUGCUUAUCUCAACGUUGUUCGUUGGGCUGCCCUCACCUCCCCUGCUCCCUGAGAAUACCAGAUGGCUUUACAAUGGAGGUGGUUAAAACACCGAAGGCCUUUUUUCCUUUUAUUAGUGGCUCAGCUGACCGUACAUCGGCCCCCACACUCGCCACCUGACCAGCGCGGCCUCAGCCUCCCUCAGCACUGCCGGCUGGGGGUUUUCUUAGACUCCUCUCCCUCCCCUGCAUUGACACCCGGGCCACCCUCAUCACUCCUUGUCAUCCUAGCCUGCAUUGGCCUCCCUGGCCAGCCUUCCAGAUUGUUUUUUCUCUCCCUUGCAGCCUGUCUUGCACACUGUGGCCAGGCCAUUCUUUCUGAGAAUACCAUUUCCUCACCUCAUGGCCCUGUUAACAAAGCUGUUUCCCAUUUGCCUAUCACAUCAGAUCCUAUCAGAGCUCUUUGGCUCUGGAUUAAAGCUGAUCCCACUGUUCCUGGCAAGCCUCGUUGCCCUCUGAUCCCAGCGUUGGCCUCCGUCCUUGUCAGGCCUCGUAUGAUGCCACUCUCUGCCAUCCUGCUGUUUCCAGCUCUGCACGUUUGCUCCUGCGUUUCUUUCUGCCUCAUAGGCUCUUAUUCCAGGGCUCUGGCCAAUCCAAAGCAUUCAUGGCCCAGUUACUCCCUUUUACUUGGAAAUAUUCCUCUGAGAAGCCCCCAGGUGUUUUUCCUUACUCAACAUAGUACUUGUAGUCAGGGCAUACUGAUAUUAUUUGGGAAUUAUUUGCAAAGUCACAGAUCUGGACUUCUCUCUCCAGCUGAAUCAUGAGUUCCUCAGGGCGGGCUCACAGUUCCUUAAGGAGCUGGUUAAACACUUUUAGUCACGGCAAGAAGCCUUUUUCACUUCUCAGCUCUGCCGGGAACUUGUUUCAUGUAUGCGAAACCACAGAGAAUUGCCGCCUGUAUCCUGUUCCCCCUCACCUAUUUUUUUUUAAAGAUGGUAAAGCUGUUUAUAAGAGUUUAAGUAACAUGGCCCUAGAACUACCCUGUGACUCUGAGCCCCGUGUCCUGCCCACAGCACCAGGCCAUGGAGACAAACCGUGUCCCUACCCUCACGUCUGCUUGUAACUUAGGAGGCUUACCAGUAAAAUCAGUGGUAACAGGACAUGUACUUCUCUUUGGGUAAAUUUAUUCUGUUUCUUUCUCCCAUUUUCUUUAUUUGUUGGAAAGAAUGUGCUGAUUGAGAAGCCAAAUAUUACUAGCCAUUUUCCCCAUCUGGCAUGGUUCUUUUGCAUAGCACUGGAUUAGGCCAAUGGACUGGCCUAACCCUGCAAAUAGCAGGAAACGACUCUUCUAGGGAAGGUCUUACUAACCUGACUUGAUCACUGAAAAAGCCAAUUUGCCACUUAAAAUGCUGAGUAGUCAUCCUCACAUAGAGAAGCCUCUAUUGUCAUGCAACCAUUUGCACACAGACAUGGUAGCUGGUUGGCAUUAAACGUUUGAUCAUUCGAUUUUCACACCAGCCCUGCAACUUGAUGGAACCAAGGCUCCUAGGGACUAAGUGACAUUCCCCUAGUAACGCAGCAUAGUGGUAGAGCGGGCAUUCAAACCUAGGUUUUGUUUUCCUUUGAGCUGAAAUUAUAAGAUAGAUAAAUAAACCAACCAACCUAGGUUUGCUUGACUCCAAAUCCUGAGCUGUCUACUGUGGGCCAUUAUAGCCUGUUUUCCUCUAGUAUUUGUGGGUGGUUUUCAAGAGCUAAGACCGAUCCUCUAAUAAGUCAGUGAAAUUGCUGCACAUGACAACAGCAUGCGUGUCUCACUCUCUGAGGCGAGCCGGCACAAGCUCCAGGUUCUGUGAUGAUGCCUCCCUCCUGAAUUGGGAGCAGCUGCCUAAAGGAGGCAGUGAAGGAUCAUCCUCACCCUUCAGGUGCUAGCCCAUGCCAGUGGGGUCUUACACACCUCUCCUUUGUUCUGUGCUGUUGAGUCUUCCUCAGUUAGUAAAGUCACCCACAAAUUAUGUUCAGUAAGACAGACACCAUGUUACGUGCUUAGAGAGAAUUAAGUCAGUGAUUCGGCCUGCCAGGACCUGGCCAUCUCGCUGAACAGAUGAAACAGAUGCAUGGAACAGUAACAGGGCCAGGCUGGAGUGGUGUGGACGGAAGGACUGCAGAAGCUCAGGUGAGGGGGAGACCUCAACCUCGGGGCAGUUUGAACUGCACCUUACAAGAUGGGUAGGGUUUUUAAGGCAGAGAGAAAGAACAUUCCCGAACAACCAUGUAUGAAGACAUUGAAGGGCAAUGAGAAAGCCUGUUUGCUGGAACAUAGGGUGUGUAGACAAAAGUGACUUGAGAGCUGGCUGUCCAGAGGUGAUGCCAAAUCAUGGAUGCAGUUAUGUCUGUGUCAGAAUUUUGUCUGAGGGAAACCACUGCCCGAGUGAGAGGUCUGAUGAGAACGGUGUUCUAGGAGGAUGGUUAACUUGCCAGCACUCUGUGAGUUGGGGCAGAGGAGAGAGUCUAAGGCAAGGGAGACCUGCGAGGCUGUGACCAGGGCCAGAUGCAGGGUGUGCCUGAUCCCCCAGUGGUGGCUGAGGGCAGACGGUACAAAGAAAGCAUCUUUGUUUUUUAGCUGGAUAUUCUGAAGGAUGUAGUAAAUGAGGAGGGAGAAGUCAGAGAUGACCCUGAGGUUCUGGGCCUAAGUCUCUGAGGAUGCUGAUACCAUUGUCUGCUGUAGUAAAACAAAGAUGGGGACUUCCCCUGGGUUAAAAGCAUUUAUCAUUUUUCUUUAAGUAUAUGGUGGCUUAUUCUGAUAGAAAAUAAAUUACUUCCAAAUUAAGAAGACAAUGUUUUCCUUUAAGAAGUGUUCUGAGGCGGGGCCUAGUGGCUCACACCUGUAAUCCCAGCACUUUGGGAGGCCAAGGUGGGCGGAUCACUUGAGCUCAGGACUUCAAGAGCAACCUGGGCAACAUGGUGAAAGCUUCUCUACAAAAAAUACAAAAAUUAACCAGGUGUGAUGUCUUGCACCUGUAGUCCCAGCUACUAUGGAGGCUGAGGUAGGAGGAUUGCUUGAGCCUUGGAGGCAGAGGUUGCAAUGAGCCAAGAUAAUGCCACUGCACUUCAGCCUGGAUGACAGGGUGAGAUUCCUCUGUCUCAAAGACAAAAAACAAUGUUCUGAGAACUACCUCCCCAUCAGUCAUGAACUUAAAGCAGUAGAGUCUAUCACAUGGUGAUCCUAGAAAAGUGCUCUCCUGAGUUCCAGAUCACACAGUCCAGUGUGGGAGAACUACUUGAAUUUACUCUGUGUAGUAGGAGUUGUUAGGACCCAUAUCAUGCUAAAAAUCCAUUUACAGUGAAAUCUUCAUUGAAAUAUUUAUUUAUUGGCCCUCGGUCCAGAUGGCCGAAAUGUUUAUUAUUUUCUUCAGCAAGUAAUAUUGUGGGGUAAAAAAAAUUAAGCCACCAUUUUUUGGUGGGGGGAACACUACUGUCUUGGGUUAUACUUGAAUUUCAAAACAGGAUGGCUUAUAUUUUUAUAGGCCUACUGGCUGGAAGUGCUACAAACAGAUCUUCAUGAGUUAUAAGUACUGUACCAUUGAAGUGUGGCUUAAAUGUAAAUAAAGUUUUCGUGCCUGAAAAUUCGAAGAUGAGAUGUAUGAGUCAUGUGGUAUUUUUUUUUUUUUCUUUUCCUGACCCUUUUUGUAAAUUUAAUUUUAUGAUAUACCACAUCUGUUAAACCUGGGGGGAGGAAGGUACAGCUUGUUUCUGCCCCUGAUCACUGUGCUUAUGUGGUAUGUGUUUGUGA